Molecule: messenger RNA, 4325 nt
Organism: Sus scrofa (pig)
Lineage: Eukaryota; Metazoa; Chordata; Mammalia; Artiodactyla; Suidae
Gene: ZIM2
Product: zinc finger imprinted 2
Biological process (GO): regulation of transcription by RNA polymerase II
Cellular component (GO): nucleus
Molecular function (GO): DNA-binding transcription factor activity, RNA polymerase II-specific; RNA polymerase II transcription regulatory region sequence-specific DNA binding
Source: RefSeq, a predicted model, not a curated record
CCGCGGGUUUGGGCGCCAAGUCCGAAGCUUAGCGGUUCAGUCAGGCGAGGCGGUCCACCGGGCGAGGUACUGAGGUUCCUGAAUCCUUUCUCCAUCUGAUACAACUUUGCCCACCAUCCUCCACAACAGUGUGUUCCGAAGCAGGCUGCCUCCUAGAGUAUCUCCAUCCUUUGCAGGGCCAAACUUUAAAGAUGCUGCAUAUGACAGAGGUUUUGGAUAUCUUGACGAAUUCCCAGCUCAUUCAUCUACAUGAGCAAAAAGAGAAUCCAGAAGUUAUCUCCAUAAGAAACCCAGGGGCUCUGAAAGUUUUUCAUCAAAAGUUUAGGCAUUUUCAGUACCUGUCAGUGACUGGGCCUCACCAAGCUCUGAGCCAGAUACAAGAUCUCUGCUGGCAAUGGCUGCAGCCGGAGACCCACACCAAGGAGCAGAUGAUGGAGCAACUGGUGCUGGAGCAGUUUUUGAACACCCUGCCAGAGGAGGUUCAGACCUGGGUGAGGUCAAAACAGCCCAAGAGCAGCAAGGAAGCAGGAAACCUGGUGGCAAACUUGAUCCAGGCAUGUGAGGAGAAAGGUGUCUUUGCUCAGGACUCUCUCCAUGCAGAACAGAGAAACACUGAAGAACACCAAAAGGAGGCUGCAGAGAAGUGUGACAGUGUGCCAUCCGCUAGAUCGCAGUGUCUGCGUGAAGGAUCCCACAUGAAGAUGCCCACAGGGACCCCUGAGGAGUUGGUGACUUUCAAGGAUGUGGCUGUGGACUUCAGUCCAGAGGAAUUAACCUACCUUAGUUCUGCUCAGAGGAACCUCUACCGGGAGGUGAUGCUGGAGAAUUACAGGAACCUGGUCUCCCUAGGGUACCAGUUCCCUAAGCCUGACAUCAUCUCCUGGCUGGAAGAGGAGGAGGCAUGGGCAGAGGAGGAAGACAGCAGGACCACGCUACGUCAAGAUUGGGAGAAAAAACCUGAAGCCAAAGAUGUAACUCCAGAGCCAAGCCUGCCUAUAGAAAAAUCUCCCUCGGGGGCAGGAAUGGGGGAUUCAGAGGCAGGUAACUUCCCGUGUGUACAGGAGUCCUCUGAUGAUCCAUCAGAUGUGCACCAGGCCAACCAAGAGAAACUUUUGGCUCCUAUAGCAGUGAGUGACCCCCGGUGUCUGGAUCAGGAAAGAAGCCGUGGUGGUGAUCAGUUUGAGAGAAGCUCAGAUCUUACCAAACAAUCAGAGAUUCUUCUAGCAAAGGACCCCCAGGAACAUGCUGCUCCUGGAAUUUGCACCAGUCCGCAGCUGGUGGACAGAGGGUCUCUCCUCCGAGAGACCAAACAUAGCGAAUGUGAACUUUGUGGAAGAGGCUUUGGGACCCAGUCGGCCUGCGAGAGAAAUGAGCAGGUCCACAGUGAGGAGAAGCCCUUGGAACGCCAACCAAGCGGAGCAGCCUUCUCCCUCGCCAGACUCCAGCAGGCUCAUUCGGGGGCGAAGUGCCCUGGACGCAGCGAAGGCGGAAAGCCAUUCGCCCCGCAUGCCGACGUCUGUGGCCACCUCAGAGUUCACCGUCAGGAGGACUACUAUGAAUGUGUCCAGUGCGGCAGAGCUUUUAUCCAAGAUGUGCAUCUUUUUCAACAUCUCAAAGCCCAUGAGGCAGCAAAAGCCCUCCCACCUGGGUUGCCCCGCAACAAGCCCCAUUUGAUUAGAUACCAGCGGAAACAUGACUAUGUCGGGGAGAGAGCCUGUCAGUGUUGUGACUGUGGCAAAGCCUUCAGUCGGCGUUCACAUCUCAUUCAGCACUAUCGCAUCCAUGCUCAAGAAAGGCCUUACCAGUGUCAGCUGUGUGGGAAGUGCUUCGGCCGACCCUCCUACCUCACUCAACACUACCAACUCCAUUCUCAAGAGAAGACCGUUGAGUGCAGUUACUCCUGAAAAACCUCCAGUCAGAACGUUCUCAACAUCUUUGGCUUUCUCCUGUAGAGAGACCCUUUCAGUGCUCUGAAUGUGAGGUCUCCCAUCAUUCCUCACACCUUGUUAACAACUUGGGAAUUCAUCAGGGUGUGGUCAGAAGGCAGCAAAUGAUUGCAAGAGGGUAGAAUAGUCUUCUUGCAAAAGGAGUCACUCAGGCAGAAAACCUUACAGAGAAUAUUUUUGUUGCAUAGGAAAGAAACUAAUGGAUUUUGUCCUUCUUUGGUGGUGUCCUUAAUUUUGACAUCCUGAUAAAAAGCUGGUGACUGGCAGUUGGGCUCCAGACAGGAAUUCUGUUGCCUAAGUUUGUGUAGAAGUGUUUACAUGUAGUAUCUUUACCGCACGGGAGGUUAUCAGCCUAGGCCUUGGUAAAGAGAUCUGUGACGUGUCCCUGUAUGGAUUUAUCCAGAAGUAAUCGGGAAUAUGUUUACAUAGUAACUCAGAGCUUACAAAACAUUGCCAUACAUAUUACUUGAUGUUUUAAGGAAUGCUGCAGUAUACCUAGGGUGAGGAAAUUUAUUGUUUUUAUAAUUAUAGCCAACUUGAAACUCCAGGUUGUCAUUUGAUUUGACCUAGGGUGUCAGUGAUGGGGCAAGAACUGAACCUAGGUUUGGUUUGGUUUUGAGAAUCAAUGAGAUGUUUAUUUUCUACCUUCAUGCUCAACCUAGAUUUUUCUUUUUUUAAAUUCCUGCCAUAUCCUCUUUAAGAAAAGGUACAGUACUGUACUUACUGACAAGAGUCGUCUUCCCAACGUGGUUUCACAUGAAAUCAGAUCAGGAUCAGCGGUUCAGAAAGCUUUGUUAAGGCGAAGUUCUGUUAGCCGUUUCUCUCAUGAUUUAGGAUGAGGUGAUGAAUUUUUGAGACACUGAUCAGGGAGGUACAUUUUUGCUAAGCGCUUUCUUAUAAUUAGUCUUGUAGAUUAUGAUGCUGCUAUUGAUCAAGGAGAGUUUUUUCAUAGCUUUCUGUAAUUGUUUGAGGGUUUACGGUGUAUUAUUUUCAUUUGUUCCCCUCCUUCCUUUAAAACAAUCCUGUUUGAAAACAGUAUUUCUGCUUUUCUUGGGUUCUUGCGUCAUCAACACAGCCAUCUUCACCUGAAAUCCUAAUUCUCUUCUGGACAUGCUUCACUCUUUAAAAGGUAAGCCUCGAGUUGCACUAAAAACCUCUUAGGUGCCAUAUUGCUGUAAUGUAGAACUUUUCCAUUGCUGGCUUGAACGGUGGUCCAAUGCAAAGACGCCUGGGAACCAGCUGGACUGAGAGUCCCAGAGCCUGACUUCUUGCCGGGAAGGGUGGGUCGUUGCUCUUGUUAUUCACUGCCCUGCCUUUUCUCCACACAGUCCACCCUCCAAUCAGAAAUUGCUUUCUGAUCCUGCCGCCCCUACCACAGAGGGACAUAAUGUCGAUAUGUCUUAUUGUUGAUGAUGUUUGUUAAAUUUUAUUUUUUCCUCUCUGUAAUUAAUAAACAUCGUACAGGAAAAACUUAGAGACUGUUAAAGUAUCUGGUUUCUCCUCAAAAGUUUGCCUGUUCUAGCACCUAGCAAGUGGAUCUUACCUAUAGCAUUUUCCCUCUGAUUAUUGUAAUGGUGAUUUUUUAUUUCCCUCGUUCCUUCUGCAUUUAGUAAUUGGAGUUCUCCUGUGAGGAUGAGUGGCCUUCCUUGUUUAUUCAGUAAUUUAUUUAUGUCAUUAUGGAUUCCUGAAUACUUAUUUCAUCUAUGGGCUGUAAUUAAUGCCUCCCCUAUUUAUUUCUGUAUGAAUUGUUCCAGCUCUGGGCCCUGGGAGUCCUUCCAAGUUGGCUCCUGUGCCUUUUCAACAAGAUCCCAUCCUUUUCUGAUCACUUCUAAUGUCACACCCUCCUUAAUUUCUCUCCCUUCACCUCCAGAAAAACUGUGUCAUGCCUUCAUGAUAAUUUCUACCCAUCAUUAUCUUGUGGAAUCUUCUUUCCGCAGGGUCAUAGGUUUCCUCAGGCCUUUGUCAAGCUCUCACUUCACUUCUUCCCUCACCAUUUUUGCUAAGUAUACACUGUACCUGGAUUAUUAUUUAUGUAACAUAUCGUCUUUCAAAUUGUGUCAUCUUUUUCUUAACUUAAAUAUAUCUACUUAAAAAGGAGAGUUUUAAAUCAACUUGAAAAAGCAUUUUACUCAGACCUUCAUCAGAUUUCCCCAGUCAUUUCCAAUAUGUCGUUUUACAGUUGGUUUGAAUCCAGAUCCAAACAUGGCCCAUGGAUUGCAUUUGGUUGUGUGAUUUCUUGAGUCUCUCUUAAUCUAAAGCAAUCUCCUUUCACUUUUUUUAAAUGCCUCCUGUGACCCCAAGAAUAAUGUAAAUAUAUUACCCUCUUCUCCCCACCCAAUUCCUAAUAUACCCAACACUUUUGAUACUUUUUUUUUUUUU